AGUGACUUAGCCCCUCGCCAGGUUUUAAUGGACGCUCUAUUUUCUCACCAUUCAAACGUUUGGUUGGCAAGAAGAUCAAAAUCCACUCCAAAUUAAACCGACCUUUUGGGUUUUGUUGCUAUCCGUAUUCCACAGGUUAAGAAAAACAGCAGCUAGGGUUUAGGGUUUUAGCAGUACCGCCUUAGGGUUUCAACACUGCCAUGACAGAUUCAAUGGCAGCGAGGAAGCAACAGCUGGAAGAAGCAUUCACAGUUUUAGAAACCCAAAAGACCAUUAUUGAAAAAUGCACGCUCCACUGGAAAGAACUCUCAGACCACUAUGCUUCCCUCGAACAAACCCUCGAUAAAAAAGACCAAGAGUUGGCAGAGAAAGAGAAAUCGCUGGAGCUCAAGUGCAAAGAAGCCGAGGCACUGCUUGAGAAAAGGGAACAAUCGCUCGAUGAGAAAGAACAGAAAUUAAUUACCCGGGUGGGGGAGCAGAAAAAAUGCGCAGUCGAAGCCAUUGAGAAGGGUAAAAGUGACGGAGAAUUGAAAUUCCUGUGUCAAAAGAUGGACGCCGAGGGCGUUUGGAAAUACUUAACGGAGAACAAAAAGGAUAUUCAGACGUUUCGGGCAGAGCUGCCGCCUGCGUUGGAGAGUGCUAUUGAUCCUGCAAGGCUCGUAUUGGAGGCUAUUGAAAGUUUUUACGAUAAAAAUAGCGAGAAUAAUAGUAGUAAGAAGCAACCGGCCCUUGCAGACCAGAGAAGAGCGUGUUCUUUGCUCUUGGAAUCGCUCGUGCCCGUUUUGGCUGAUCCAAUUUUGGGGGAGGAUCAUCCUGUUGUUGCUCAGGUUUUCAAGGAGCGGGCAAAGGCCAUUGCAGAUGAUUGGAAGUCUAAGAUUGAUGUGGAUGGGGACUUGGCCAAUGCCAAGACCUUGGAGGUUCAGGCCUUCUUGCAGCUCUUGGCUACCUUUGGCAUUGCAGCAGAAUUCGACAGGGGUGAUCUGCGCAAGCUUGUUUUAGCAGUGUCAUGGCGCAAACAAAUUGCUAAGCUUUGUGGACCACUUCGUCUGUCAGAAAUAAUGCCAGAUAUUGUAGAGGAAUUGAUUAAUAAGGGAAAAGAAAUUGAGGCUGUAUAUUUUGCAUACUCAUCUGGACUAUCUGAAAAAUUUCCUCCUGUGCCUUUGCUCAAGACAUACCUGAAGAAUUCAAAGAAAGGUUUCAGUGGAAAUAAUUCUGUUGCAGCGAAUGAAGCUAACUCAAAAGAGCUCAAUGCUUUGAGGGCUGUUAUUAAGUGCAUUGAAGAGCUUAAUCUUCAAACUGAUUUUCCUCCUGAUAGCCUUCAAAAUCGUGUUGUUGAGCUGGAGAAGAAAAGGUCAGAAAGGAAAAAAACGGGCGUGGCUGUCAAAUCUCAGAAUAAGCGUCCACGAUCAAGUGGUGGUGGUUCUGGAGCACGUUUUCCUCAAGCUAAAUCUGGAAGGUUUCCUAAAACAUAUGCUUCAGCUAAUGCUUCUGACAGGAGCUUCUAUCAUCGGUCUGCAGUUUCAGCAGGUGGUGUUGCUGCCUAUAAUUUUACUGGGCAGAGCACUUAUGAUAGGUCGAGUCAGCCAGUCUAUGGAUCAUCCUAUGGUGUAAGCCGAAGCCCAGUUUCUCUUUCAAAAACAUACGCAUAUCCAUCAGAUGACAUGGGGACAUCUUUAAGGGGUUCUGGGUCUUACAAUGCAACUGCCAAUUAUGGAAAUUACAAUUUUGGCAGUAGUGUGCCUCCUGUGUAUCAGUCUUCGUAUUUACAAUAGUUACCUACAAUGCAACUGCCACUAAUGGAAAUCACGAUUUUGGCAGUAGCAUGCCUCCUGCGUAUCAGUCUUGAUGGAAGGUAUUUUCCUGAUUUUCAGGGUUUAUGACUUAGAAAAUCUCGAUGAAAUGAAAAUUAUGCUGCCAAUAUGCAUUUUUGACCGAGCAAUGAAGAAUUGUUUUUAGAGGAUCUGACUAAAUGAUUUUGAUGCAUGUAUUGCCAGAAGUGGGAUGGCUUUCUGAAUAUGGCUCAUAACAGCCAUCUUGGGUAACUAAUUUAGAAUAUGUUCAAAAUAUGCAAGUUAAAAGCAUCAAUUCACAAUUCUGUCAAGAGAUAUAUGGAACUUAGCAUUGAAUGAGAUUAUUUUGCUUGCAUUAAUUUUUCUGAAAGAACUGGUAGGCGACUAAUAGUGAAUCACUACUAGGGUGAUUUUUAUUUGUACUUCCUCUACAUAUGCUCUUUUGUUCUACAAUUUCUUAAACAUCAUAGAUCUCGUGUUGUUUCAAAAACUUUAAUACAUUGAUAAGAAUCUUCUUUGAGAAUA
Messenger RNA from Cryptomeria japonica (Japanese cedar), 2315 nucleotides. Its product is annotated as FRIGIDA-like protein 4a. Bases 201 to 1772 code for a protein of 523 amino acids. The record is from RefSeq and is a predicted model, not a curated record. Lineage: Eukaryota; Viridiplantae; Streptophyta; Pinopsida; Cupressales; Cupressaceae. The transcript is spliced from 4 exons.